AUGCCAGAAGACGAUAUAAUUUCACUGCCUCUGAACAUUGCGGAGAAUGUAACAACCGAGUUUCGAAUGCAUACAAAGCUGCUUAUUUGGGAAGUUUCGAGACAUCAGACAAAACAAGAUAAAGAUGGAUCGAUUCGAAGAACAGCUCAACCAAUCAGCAAGUAAGUUACUUAUUGGAAAUUAUUUUUUGGGUGAGACUGAACAAAGGCAACUGUUCUAUAAAAAGUAGAGAUUCACAGAAAAAAAAAAACAUUUUUUUGAUCUAAACAAAAAAUUACCAAGUUGUGGGCUCUGGAGUAGAAAACUACAUACCGUUCUAAUGAACUUUUAAUUUCAGGACGAUUUGUGCAUUCUUAAACACAGCUGGCGGUAAAAUUUACAUUGGUGUUGAUGAUUUUCGAAUGGUUCGCGGUGUUCGUUUGAGUAAAAACAUGAUUCAACAUUUCUUUGGAUCAUUUCGUGCAAUGUGCGAACAAUUCAAACCAAUUAAUCCAAUGGAUUUGAUCAAAAUUUCUAUUGCACAAGUUAUUCAAACUGGAAAUGAAAAAGAAGCAAUUUUGCGAGAUGUCGAUAUUAAUGAACCUGAUUUUGGCGGAGAAAUGACACAUCAUGCAAUUGGUGGAACUUAUGUAAGUUUUAAAACUAUUAUUUAUUUUUGAAAAAUUUUAUUUUUUCAGUGUGAUUGUUUCAAAGAAAACGAUAGAUUUCCAACUAAUCGAUAUUUAAUUACAAUCUAUGUGAAAGCUCCAAAACGAGACGCGCCAACUGUUAUUUUUCAAAAUGAAGAAGGAUUGGUUUAUCGGUGAGUUUUCCUAAUUUUUCAUCAAAGUUUUUUUGAAAAAUCUGUAAUUUUAGUCGCCGUUUGGCUUCCAACAAAUGUGUGUAUCUCGACGAUCUUCGCCUUCUUCGCGCAGAAAAGAAAAAUAAAGUAUUUGUUGAUCUUCACGAUGAAAUCCGUCACGAAAUCGACAAACUUAUAACUUUUUAA
Molecule: messenger RNA, 988 nt
Organism: Caenorhabditis angaria
Lineage: Eukaryota; Metazoa; Nematoda; Chromadorea; Rhabditida; Rhabditidae
Source: the annotation of a GenBank genome assembly